Molecule: messenger RNA, 2213 nt
Organism: Fonticula alba
Lineage: Eukaryota; Rotosphaerida; Fonticulaceae
Exons: 1
Coding region: 1-1947 (648 amino acids)
Source: RefSeq, a predicted model, not a curated record
AUGAUCACCCAGACAGCUCGCUCGGCGGGGCGCCUACGCCGGCAUUUGCCCGUCCGAGCGAGCGUCAGCCACCCGACGGACUCGACUGACAUGCGGUCUUCCGCGGCUUCGCACACUGCCGGGCGCCGGCGCAUACUGCCGACCAAGACCAGCCGACCGGCCGAGGCGCCAGACGCCCCGGCGCCGUCGCCCCCGGUGGCCGACGGAUUUCAGCCGAUCGUGCUCCUGCCCCGUGAAAUGGAUGAUCUCCUGUCUCUGGCCCGGCAUAGGGAGCCCAUCCUGCCCCUGUGGUUUAUUUCCCUCUACUCAAACAUCCCAUUGGACAUUGUGUCACGCGCGGUGGCCAGUGCGGUUCCCUGGCGCCAGCGUGAGGCCCUGUCGACAUUGCACAUUGUCGAGAGCCACAUUCCCGAUGCUAAGCCCCGGGAAACCACCCGGGCGCGGCGUCCGGUGCCGCACUUUCCGGCGAUCGCGACGGCCGGCGUCGAGCGCUCGGAGGCCAGUCCAUACGCCACGCUGGAGGCAUUCCUGCAGUCGGCGGCCCCCCCGGGCCAAUAUCCGACUCUGUCUCAGGGGCAAUGGGGUUCGGAGCUCAUGCGGCCGACUGUCCGGGUCCUGGCCCAGCAGAAGCUCCUCCCCUUAACAUGCUCCGAUAUCACUCGGCUGACCGGGGCCUCCUCUUCGCUGGUCCAGAAAAUCUCCCAAUCGCUCAAGAAGCAUGGGGACCCUGGGAAUGUCGCCGAGAAGGCCGCCGCUGCCCCCACCAGCAGCGGCAGCGGCAGCAGCAGCCGCAGCAGCAAGCCCUUCUCGCUUGAAACUAAGACUUCCACGAUCCGCAAAAAAAUGGCCACCCUACUCGAGCUGCUGGCCCGAGGCACGCCGCCAGCCAAUGCCCCGGCUCCGGCUAUUCCCGGCACCCCGAAUGUCUAUUCGGCGGGCCAGCUGUGUGACCUGCUCCGGGUGUCCGCCCGCUCACUUGAAUCCAACCUCCUGCGCAUUGCCCCCUUUUACCCGCUGGAGCCGGCGAGCAAGACAUGGCCCCGAUGGCAGGCCUUUGUGGCGGACAUGCUUCGGCGACGGCCGCGGAAUCUCGCCUACCCGGAGUCGGCCUCGAGCACGGCCUCGAGCUCGGUCUCGGACCCAGCCGAUGAUGCCAGCCCUGACGGGCCACUGGCUCGGUGGCGUGUCCCGCCGCCGGGCCUGGCGCCGGCCGUCGAGGGGGAUCCGGCCGCUCGAUCCCCCGAAGACAUGACCCUGAAUGAGUUGGCCACAUAUGCUGGCAUCAGCGUGACCGCUGUGCGGAGCAUCCUCCAGCAGUGGGCCCCCUGGCAUCGGGCUCUGCUGGAGGAUGUCAUCCGCCGGGAUUCGAGAAUCCGCCGGACUCGCUCGGUGGCCGAGGUCCUCUUCUCGGUGGACGCGGUGGGCGAGGGGGAGGACGGCGGGGGGACUUCCCUCUUCGCUGGGACUGGAUUUCAAGGUGGCUCGGGGCUCGGGGGCGGCGAGCGCCUGUCCUCCGGGACGCCGAACCUCCAGCGACAGCUGGACCGGGUGCUCGCCAUGCAACAGCAACAUGGCCGCCUGCAUUUUCCCACAUCGUCGCACUUGGUAGCCCGGAUUUUGGUCUUGGCACAGUGGCGCCCCCCGUCGCCGAUCCCGCCGCUUGUUCUUCUUUUGACACGCGACCAGCCCACCGACCCGGCGGGCUCUCGAGCCCUAGCCCACAGCCCUUCUCACCAGGUGACCUCGCGACCAGGCGACGCCGAUGGCACCCAGCUGAUGGAGCAAGAUAUCCAGCGCCUCCACUGGGAGCUACAGGGUGCCGAUGAGCAGACCGGCCUCUCGGUGGAGGCCAUUGGCCGGCUGGCUGGCCUGGCACCCGAAGUGGUGACCGACGUGUUGCUGGGCAGCGCACCGCAGGAGGCUGCCGCUCGCGGUCUCGUCCGCUAGAAGCACGCAUGGGGUCGGGUGGUGCGGCGCCGUGCGCGCGACACGCGCCCCCUCCCGCUGUUGCCCACGUCUGCCGCCCUCUCCCUCCCCCGUCGACCCCCGACCAUGUACUUGAGAAUGAAAUAACUACCCCAAAGGCCAGGAGCCAUUGGUCCCUGGAGGAAGGUGGACAAAGAAUGCCCCCGGCCAGCAUGUGUGCCAAUGAAAGCACAGGCGGCUUUUGGGCAUCGAGAAAUAUGCACAUAUAAACCCCCUCACUAUGAGGA